AAACUGAAAAUUUUAAUCGUGUGUUAUACUUUAGCUGUAAUCAAGAAUGUUCAACGGCGUAAUGGAUCCGGAAUUGAUCAGGAUGGCUCAAGAGCAAAUGAGCCGAAUGUCUCCAUCCGAAUUCGCUAGGAUUCAAGAACAGAUGAUGUCAAAUCCAGACUUGUUAAAAAUGGCUUCUGAAAGCAUGAAAAACAUGAGGCCUGAAGACUUGAGGCAUGCUACAGAACAAUUAAAGCAUACUAAUCCAGAUGAGAUGGUUAAGAUUGGUGAGAAGAUGGCAAAUGCUUCUCCAGAAGAAAUAGCGGCGAUGCGAUCUCGAAUAGAUGCUCAAGUUACUUACGAAAUAAAUGGCUCUGAGAUCCUUAAGAAACAGGGGAAUGAGUUUCAUAGUAAGGGAAUGUAUGAUGAAGCAUUGGAGAAAUAUUCACGAGCAAAGAAGAAUCUCAAAGAUAUCUCAUCAUCCAAAGCCAGAAACUUGCUGUUGGCAUGCUCUCUUAACAUGAUGUCUUGUUACUUGAAAACUAGACAAUAUGACGAAUGCAUAAAUGAAGGGACUGAGGUAUUGUCAUAUGAUGCAAAUAAUGUCAAAGCUCUUUAUCGGAGGGGUCAAGCUUUUAAGGAAUUACAACAACUAGAAGAUGCUGUUUCUGAUCUAAAGAAAGCCCAUGAAGUCUCCCCAAACGAUGGAACCAUUUCUGAUGUUUUAAGGGACGCCAAGGAAAGGUUAUCAACGCAUUCAAAUGGAGGGUUGGUUAUUGAAGAAUUGGUGGAAGAUGAGCAGAAAGAAUUGCUUAAAAAUCAUGAAAAUUCUGAAUCACAAUCACAAGAUUCGAUUACGAGGCAACAUGAAACCCGCAAUCAGACUUCAUCAAAUAAUACAACAGAGUACUUUCAGAAUUUGAAUACUAAUCCAGAAUCAAUUAGAUCAUUCCAGAACUUCAUAUCUCAUGCAAACCCCGAGACUCUCUCUGUUUUGGGUGGUGGACAAGUGGAAGGUAUAUCUCCUGAUAUGAUUAAAACCGCUACUAGUAUGAUUGGAAAGAUGUCUCCUGAAGAACUCCAAAGAAUGGUUCAGUUAGCUUCUUCCUUCAAAGGGGAGAAUCCUUACCUUAAGAAGAAGGGAUCAUCAAACUCAAGCUUCGAAUCUUCGUCCAUUCCCACUGAUAUGAAUCCUGAAAUGCUCAAUAUGGCAAGUGAUAUGGUGAGUAAGAUGUCUGCAGAUGAAAGACAAAAAAUGUUUGAAAUGUCGUCAUCAUCUUUUAGAACCAAUGGCUCUGAUUCUAUGAAAAUUCCGUCGUUAGACUCUAAUGAGUUUAAAGCAGAAUCUGGAUCAAGUUCUUCUGAAGCUCGGGAAAUCUUUGUUGAUGAUGAUGAAGUUGGAAGUAAUAGUUCAAGCGGAUUUUUGGAGUCGAGAAAUGUUAACAAUUCUGGCUUCUCCAACCCGACAACUGAUUUACAAGAUCAAAUGAGAAACCAAAUGAAAGAUCCGGCUAUGAAACAGAUGUUCACUUCAAUGAUGAAAAAUAUGAGCCCGGAUACAAUGGCAAGCAUGAGCGAACAAUUUGGUUUAAAACUUUCCAAGGAGGAUGCCGAAAAAGCUCAAAAGGCCAUGUCAUCAUUGUCUCCAGAUGACCUGGAUAGAAUGAUGCGAUGGGCAGAUAGGAUGCAGAAAGGAGUCGAGGUGACGAGGAAAACAAAGAACUUGAUAUUAGGAAAACCCGGGAUGAUUUUUGCGUUUCUUAUGCUCAUUUUGGCUGUUGUUCUUCACUGGCUGGGCUAUAUCGGAAAGUAGCGACAAUUAAUGGGGAAUUGUUUUCUGUCCCUUUAUUGCGAAAAAUAUGUUCAAUUUAGUUGUGAUGUGUUAAUAUUACUUUUUUUUGAAAUAAAAAAUUUAGGGUUCCAUUUUGUAGCUUUCAAAUAUUAACUUGAAAGUAUAUAAAAAUCAAGACUUCAUUUUUGC
Molecule: messenger RNA, 1960 nt
Organism: Impatiens glandulifera
Lineage: Eukaryota; Viridiplantae; Streptophyta; Magnoliopsida; Ericales; Balsaminaceae
Product: outer envelope protein 61-like
Exons: 10
Coding region: 47-1792 (581 amino acids)
Molecular function (GO): protein binding
Source: RefSeq, a predicted model, not a curated record